CUUUCAUUGUAUAUUUUCACUUUGCUUAAUAGCUUCAGCACUCUGGAUCAAGAUCACUGCCUGUUCAGCCACCUCCUGGCUUCUCCAUGGCAUCCGAGCGUCAUUCUUCCGUCUGGAGUGGUAGCAAUUUCUUUCCCAUCUGUGAGGAAACAGCAAUAGAGAAGAGGAUGGAAGCUGGUCCCAUGCCAAAUUGGGCAUGGCAAGUCCAAGGUCAUUACGGCGGGGCAACUCUUACUCCACCGUUCUCUACUGCAGCAUCAUCAGGAUUCCCUUCAACAAUAAUACCAUCAGCUGCGGAUAGUCAAAUUCAUUUUCCAAACAUGACAUUCCUCCACCCACAUUUUCCACCAUCAAUCACUAACUCCAGCACCGUAUCCACUUUCUACUGCGGUACCUAAAAGUAUUGCCAGGUAGAGCAAUGUUACAAUUGCAAAUCUUCUUGACUUCAGCGUAUGGUUGAUAAACUAGUAGGACUAUAAGUAGCAAUAAAAUUAGAUAUUUCUGCAGAGCUUAAGAAAUGGAAGAUUAGAAAUAGGAGCCCCAAGACGUGCAAUUAGAUAUUUUAUAAUAAAAUGAAAAGAUAGGCACAUUGCACAUUCGCACUCUGUACCAGGUCAGUUUCAAAAACAUACAUGAAAACAAGUGAAUAAUAUGCUAGUAUUCAAGGUAUUAGCUUUCAGUUGCUUUGAUAUUAGAGAAAGGAAAAUAUGGCAACUAAUAGGCACUACUGUCUUGGCCUUCGUGUUCUGAUUGUACUAAUGGUUACCGGUGUUAGACAACCUUUUACUUGUAGAGAUGUGAGUUUUCUUUGUUUUCAUUUUCAAAAUAUCACAUUUUAUAAAAUAAAAAAUAUAUGGUACAAUAACUUGAUUAAACAAUAGUUAAAUCUUUAGUUGCCUGAUUGUUUUCUUAGAUUCUGUGGAAGUAUAAUUUUAGAGUAGCUUGGUUGUGGUGGAGUGUCAUUUUUGAAAAUCAUUGAGGGGAUUAUUGUCAUCAACUCACAUUCGGGUCUUUUUAAAUAAGAUAUAUUGGCAUAUGUAAAUUUGAUAAUCAAUUGAUGCAGGCAUGUUCAAGGCAUGUUAAUUUUUUUGGUGUGUUGAUAGUUUUAAUGACUAUUUUACUGUAAGGCUUAAUUGUAUGUGCAUGUUCGUAACUUUUUUGGUGUCUUGAUAUGUUCAAUGAUGAUGUCAAGUUCAAUUUUUUUAACAUCUAGCAAUUGGAUUGGUACUUUUGUUGUGUUGGAAGCUCACCUAUUAACUCUAAUUUGAACUCCAAGUUAUUCUCUGGUUUGCUUUCAA
Messenger RNA from Cajanus cajan (pigeon pea), 1298 nucleotides. Lineage: Eukaryota; Viridiplantae; Streptophyta; Magnoliopsida; Fabales; Fabaceae. The record is from RefSeq and is a predicted model, not a curated record.